This is a messenger RNA of Tachyglossus aculeatus (Australian echidna), 9726 nucleotides long. It is a transcript of the gene SPEG, whose product is annotated as striated muscle enriched protein kinase. Gene Ontology annotation, molecular function: ATP binding; protein kinase activity; protein binding. Lineage: Eukaryota; Metazoa; Chordata; Mammalia; Monotremata; Tachyglossidae. The transcript has 41 exons. Gene Ontology annotation, biological process: protein phosphorylation. The record is from RefSeq and is a predicted model, not a curated record. The coding region runs from base 1 to 9420 and encodes 3139 amino acids.
AUGCAGGGCCCCCGGGGCCCCCGGAGCGGGGGGUCGGGCCUGAGGGCCCCCCCGAGCCCGGGCGUGCCUCCGAAGAGGGCCAAGACGGGGGCCGGGCCCUCGACGGACGGCGCCCCGGUCUUCCUGAGGCAGCUGAAGGACGCGGCCGUCUUCGCCGGGGGGGACGUGAGGCUGAGGGUGGCGGUCCAGGGGAGCCCCCCGCCCUGUCUCAGCUGGUUCCGCAACGGGGAGCCCCUCCCGGCCCCGGCCCCCGAGCCCUGGGCCUUGUGGCUUCGGGCCUGCGGGCCUGAGGACGCCGGCGUCUACACCUGCUCCGCGCGCAACCAGCUGGGAGAGGCCUCCUGCAGUGCCGUCCUGGCCGUGCUGGAGGUCGGAGACUCGGAGACGGGCGAGGAUGAAGCCAUCCAUCCCCAAGGGACCCCCCGACAGGGGCCACGGGACCAAGGGGCCUCCAGCAUCUCCACAGGGGGCUCGGACACCCUGGUGGGCACCUCCCUGGAUACGCCCCCGACCUCUGUGACGGACACCUCGGAGGAGCGGGCGAGCCAGCGGGGCAGCGGGCAGACCGUCGUGGAGCAGGAGGUGGUGGACGUCCGCGGAGGGGAGGCCCGUCGGGCCCAGAGUAGCCCCAGGCCCGCCCAAGGCGCCGGGCCCGGCCCGCGGCACCUGGGAGUGGAGCCCCUGGUGCGGGCGUCUCGCGCCGACCUGCCCGAGGUGGGCACAGGCCAGGGGCCGGAGGAUGGCCUUUCGCUGGCCGGAGACCCGUACGGCAGCGCCUUCAGCCUGUACAGAGGACGAGGCCUCUCCAACCACGUCGUCCCGCCAUGGAGAGAAGACCCCGACGCCCGGCCUCCGAAGGGCAGCGCCCCGCAGAGACCCCCGGCCCCGCCGCCCCCGUCCAAGGCGGCCCUGCUCCCACCGCCCUCCCCUCGGAUGGGCAGACGCCCCCCGCCCGGGCCCGUCCCGCCGUCCCCCAUCCCCGGGGCCCCGACAUCCCCGACGCCCCGCUCCCCGCGCCCGUCUCGCUCCGGCUCCCGCAUCCUGGACAAGCUCCAGCUCUUCGAGGAACGACGGCGCAGCGUGGAGCGCAGCGCUUCGCCCCUGCCCGGGCGGGCCUGGACGCCCCUACGCAAGGCCCGCUCCCUGGACCACCCCAAGACGGGGGGCAGCCCCGGGGCGUCGAGGGAAGAGCUGCGGGAGCCCGGGGGCCUGGACGAGCGACGCCGGGCCUUCCGACAGCGGGCCGCCUCCCUGGACGAGAGGAUCCGCCAGCUCAGCCCGGCCUCCCACCUGGAAUUCCGCUUCUCCCAGGAACUAGGCCGCAUCCGUCGCUCGGCUUCCCGGGAGGAGCUGGUGCGCUCCCACGAGUCCCUCCGGGACACGCUGCGCCGGGCCCCCUCUCCCCGAGACCCCGGGGAGCCCCCUCUCUUCCCCCCGCGACCCCCGGUCCCCCCGGGGCCCGGAGACGGGGGACGGGAGACCCUCGGGGAGCCGGAGAGGCCCGGAUCGGGCGGCGUCGAGAGGGGUGCCCGGCCCCCGGGGUUGGGGGGCUCCUCGAGGCCCGUCAGCCCUCGCCAAGAGGUGCGACGCCGGGAGCGGGCCCCCUCUCCGGCCUCGUGCCAGGGGCUCCCGGAGCCCCAGAGCCCCCGGCCGGCCAGCGAGCCCCCCGAACACGGUACCGCCAUCCCCACGGGGCGCAAGAGGGACCCUCCGACGCAGGCCGUGCGCUAUCUACCCUGGGCCGGGUCGGGGCCGGUCCAGAAGCUGGAGAAGAAUCGCAGCGGGCCCGAGGCGGAGAAGAGGCCUAGAAGAGGCCCGGAGGAGGACGAGUCCCGGGACGUCCGGGCCCGGAGAGGACCGGACGGCCGCAGCCGGGGCCGUCGGGCCCGGCCCGCCUCGCCGGACGUGGAGUCAUCAGACGAUUCCUACGUCUCGGCCGGAGAGGAGCCCCUGGAGGCCCCGGUUUUUGAAAUCCCAGUGCAGGGAAUGGUGGUGGCCCCCGGGGCCAACGUGCUGCUCAAGUGCAUCGUCACAGCCAACCCCUCGCCCCAAGUGUCCUGGCAGAAGGACGGGGUGACCUUGAAGGGCAGCAGCCGCAUCCUGAUCCGGGCAGAGGGCGAACGCCACACCCUGCUGCUGCGACAGGCUCAGCCCGACGACGCCGGCCUCUACACUGUCUUCGCCACCAACGAACUGGGCCAGGCGAGAUGCAGCGCCGCGCUCUCCGUGCAACCUGGGGCCAGCCGCUCCCCCUUGGGCAGCCCCAUCACGUCGGAUGAGGAGUACCUGAGCCCCCCGGAAGACAUGCCCGAGUCUGGGGACCCCCCGGUUCGCGCUGCCAAGGCCCCAGCACCCCCGGACCCCAGCUGCAAGGCGCCCCCGACUUUCCAGGUGCCUCUCCAGGACCAGUUGGUGCAGGAGGGCCACAACGUGACCAUGACCGUCCGUGUGCAGGGGGAUCCCGAGCCCGUCGUCUCCUGGUUGAGGAACCGGCAGCCAGUCCGUCCCGACCAACGGCGCUUCACGGAGCAGGCGGAAGGCGGCCUCUGCCAACUGCGCAUCCUGGCAGCCGAGCGUGGGGACGCCGGCUUCUACACCUGCAAGGCAGUGAACGAAUAUGGCACCCGGCAGUGCGAAGCCAAGCUGGAGGUCAGAGCGCACCCCGAGAGCCGGUCGUUGGCUGUGCUGGCCCCCCUGCACGACGUGAGCGUGGGGGCCGGGGAGAUGGCCCUCUUUGAAUGCCUGGUGGCCGGGCCGGCGGACGUGGAGGUGGACUGGCUCUCCCGAGGCCGGCUGCUGCAGCCCGCGCUGCUCAGGUGCAAGAUGCACUUCGACGGCCGGAAGUGCAAGCUCUUGCUCACCUCCGUGCACGAGGACGACAGCGGCGUCUACACCUGCAAGCUCAGCACGGCCAAAGAUGAGCUGACCUGCAGUGCCAGGCUGACCGUCCGCCCAUCCCUGGCCCCCCUGUUCACGAGGAAGCUGGAGGACGCGGAGGUGGUGGAGGGCCGCGGGGCCCGCUUCGACUGCAAGAUCAGUGGCUCCCCGCCACCCGCCGUGGCCUGGACGCACUUCGGCCAGCCGGUGGAGGAGAGCGAAAACGUGCGACUGCUGCAGCGCCGCGGACUGCACUCUCUGGUCCUCGCCCACGUGGGCAGCGAGGACGAGGGCCUGUACGCCAUCAGUGCCACCAACGCCCACGGACAGGCCCACUGCUCGGCCCAGCUCUACGUGGAGGAGCCCCGCUCCGCCGCCUCUGCCCACAGCUCCAAGCUGGAAAAGAUGCCGUCCAUCCCGGAGGAGCCGGAGCAGGGGGAGCUGGAGCGGCUGUCCAUCCCGGAUUUCCUGCGGCCUCUGCAGGACGUGGAUGUGGGACAAGGCAAGGAGGCGGCGUUGGAGUGCCAGGUGUCCGGCCUGCCCUAUCCCACCAUCAGUUGGUUCCACAACGGCCAGCGCGUCCAGAGCUCCGACGAGCGACGCAUGACCCAAUACCGGGAUGUGUACCAGCUGGUGUUCCCUGCCGUGGGCCCGCAGCACGCAGGCGUUUACAAGAGUGUCAUCGCCAACAAGCUGGGAAAAGCCGCCUGCUAUGCCCACCUCUACGUCACAGACAUGGUGCCCACCCCUCCCGACGGACCCCCAGUAGUAGCCGCCGUCACCGGGAAGGUGGUCGUUCUCCAGUGGAAUCCGCCCAAGAACCUGGACUCAGCCAUCGCCCCGGACACGCUGUCUUACACGGUCCAGCACCAAGUGGUGGGCAGUAACCAGUGGAAAGUGGUGGCCACGGGGCUGAGAGAGCCAAGGUGGACGGCCACCACACUGCGCAAAGGAGCCAACUACCUCUUCCGCGUCCUCAGCGCCACGGCCAAGAGCAGCAGCAAACCCUCCGCCCCGUCCGAGCCCGUGCGGCUACUGGAGCGGGGUCCCCCGCUGGAGGAGGCCCCGGUGGCGCUGGAAAAGCCGGAUGUGGUUCACGUGGUGGAGGGCCAGCCCGCUACCGUCACCAUCACCUUCAACCAUGUCGAGGCCCAGAUCACGUGGAGGAGCCGACGAGGGGCACUACUGGAGGCCCGGGAGGGCGUCUACGAGCUGAGCCAGCCGGACGACGACCAGCAUCGCCUGCACAUCUGCCACGUCUCCCCGCGUGACCUGGGCGAGCUCACCUGUACGGCCCGCAACCGGCACGGGGCCCUCACCUGCUCCGUCACCCUGGAGCUGGCAGAGGCUCCGCACUUCGAAUCCAUCAUGGAAGACGUGGAGGUGGAGGAAGGGGAGAUGGCGCGUUUCGCCGUGGUGGUGGAGGGCAGGCCGCUGCCCGACGUCUUGUGGUACAAGGACGAGACCCUGCUGGAGGAGAGCAGCCGCGUGAGCUUCGUGGAUGAGCAGCGGGACUGCUCCCUCGUGGUGCUCAACGCCGACCCCCGGGACCGCGGCGUCUACACCUGCACGGCCCGCAACCUGGCCGGAUCGGUUUCCUGCAAGGCCGAGCUGGACGUCUGCUCGGCCCAGCCGGCCCUGGAGGCGGAAGGCGGCGAGGAGGAGGACCAGCCACGCGGAAGCCGACUCAGUGACUUCUACGACAUCCACCAGGAGAUCGGCCGGGGGGCCUUCUCCUACCUGCGGCGAGUGGUGGAGCGCAAUUCUGGCCUGGAGUUUGCGGCCAAGUUCAUCCCCAGCCGGGCCAAGCCCAAGGCGUCGGCGCUCCGGGAGGCCGGGAUCCUUUCCCGUCUACAGCACGACCGCGUGCUCUACUUCCACGAGGCCUUCGAGAAACGCCGCGGCCUCGUCAUCGUCACCGAGCUAUGCGCAGAGGAGCUGCUUGACCGGAUGGCCAGGAGGCCGGCCCUCUGGGAGGCCGAGAUCCGCGCCUACAUGCGGCAGGUCCUGGAGGGACUCCGCUACUUGCAUCACAACCACGUGCUGCACUUGGACAUCAAGCCGGAAAACCUGCUGCUGGCCACGGGGUCGGGGGAGCAAGUGCGGCUCUGUGACUUCGGAAACGCCCAGGAGCUGAAGCUGGGGGAGCCCCAGUACAGCCAGUACGGCACCCCGGAAUUUGUGGGGCCCGAGAUCGUCAACCAGACCCCCGUUACCUGCGUCACUGACAUCUGGCCAGUGGGAGUGGUCGCCUUCCUGUGCUUGACGGGGAUCUCGCCGUUCGUGGGGGAGAGUGACCGAGCCACCCUGAUGAACAUCCGCAACUACAACGUGGCCUUCGAGGAGAAGACGUUCGUCAGCCUCACCAGGGAGGCCCGCGGCUUCCUCAUCAAGGUCCUGGUCAGGGACCGACUGCGACCCACGGCAGAGGAGACCCUGGAACAUCCCUGGUUCAAGACGCUGGCAAAGGGAGCCAACAUCAGUACUGACCACCUGAGGCUGUUCCUGUCUCGCAGACGGUGGCAGCGGUCCCAAGUGAGCUACAAGUGUCGUCUGGUCCUCCGGCCCAUCCCGGAGCUGCUGCGGGAGACGGGGGGUCGCGUGUCCCUGGCGGUCCCCCGCCGCCCACCCCCCGGGGGUCUCUCCUCGUCCUCUGACUCUGAGGAGCUGGAGGAGCUGCCGUCGGUCCCCCGGCCCCUGCAGCCCGAGUUCUCCGGCUCCCGGGUCUCGCUGACCGACAUCCCCACGGAGGACGAGGCGGCCUCGACGGCGGCGACCCCCGAGGGGUCCGGCCGGGAUGCCGGGGGCGCCCCCACUUCCCCGGUGCCCCCCGCCCCGGCCGGUCCGGUCCUGCGGGGCGCCCACCCGGUGGAUGCCCAGGGCGAGGACUCGGGUCAUAGGCCUCAGCAGAGGCCUGGCCGUCGGGCCGAGGACGGGAGGGUCAGCGGCCUGCGCGGACCCUUGUUGGAGACCCUCUCUGGGCCUGGCCGGGGUCACCGGCCCAGGGACCCCCGACUCAGCAGGGCCGCGUCCAGCGAGGCCGCCCCUGUCCGGCCGCCCCCGCCCGAGGCCCUGCGGAAGAGUAGUUCCUUCUGCCAGGGGGAGGGUCAGCCCCGGGGUCGCCACCGCCGGGCGGGAGCCCCCCUGGAGAUCCCCCUGCCCCGCCUGGGCACCCAAAGCCUCCGACCAUCACCCUCCCUGUCGGCCGUCGGCGAGGACCGGCCCCUGGCCCCCCGGGACCCCGGCCCCCCGGCCCCCCGGGAUCCCGGCCCCCCUGUCCGAAGGGGCUCUCCCCAACCGGGGGUUGACCAAGAGAGCCAGAGGAAGGCCCGGCUCAGCCCCGAGGCGGUCGCCCCCCAGAAGGGCCAGCCGCCCCCUGCCACGCCUUACGCCCGGGCCAUGCAGGCCCUGCAGCUGACUGGCGACCUCCGGAUCUCCCCGCCGGUCGCCGUCGCCCCCCAGCCGGCCAAGCCAACACCCCAGGGGGUGGGCGACCCUGCUCCCGAUCGGAAGCCCGCCGUCCCGAGCUGGAGAGACCCCCAGCCAACGCCUCCGGGCCUGGACUCGGAGGAGAUCUUCGAGGCCAAGUUCAAGCGCAGCGGCCGCUGGCCUCUGGGCCGGGGGCUGCGGUUCCUUGGCCGCUCCCGCUCCGAGGAGAGGGGACCCCCGGGCCCCUGGAGGCCCGAAGACCCCAUGUACCGGCCCAGCCCGGCCGGGACCCCCCUGGAGCUGGUGCGUAGGCCGCAGAAGGCCCUGUCGGUGCAGGACCUGGCCGGGGCCGGGGAGAGAGGCUUUGUCCGCCGGCUGUCCCUGUCCCUGUCCCAGAGACUCCGCCGGACGCCCCCAGCCCAGCGCCGGGCCUCGUGGGGUCCGCAGGCCGGGGACGGGUCAGAGGCCGGUGGGUCGCCAGUCCUGGCCGUGCGCAGGAAGCUGAGUGCCACCCUGGAGCGCCUGUCCGGCCGCCUGCGAGGGGAGGCCGGGGGGACCCCUCUGCUGGGCCGCCUAAGGAGGGCCACGUCCGAGGGCGACCAUCUGCGGGCUGUCGGGCUGGGACCCCCUCAAGACCAGCUGGCUGCCCAGGUGGGCACCUCGCCCUCGGCCGAGUCCCUGGGCUCCUCGGCCAGUGCCUCCUCCGCCUCCUCAGCCCUGGGAGAGGGUCCAAGCCGGCGAUCUCGCUGGGAGCGCUGGGGCCUGUCCAGGCACCGGAAAGACAAGGCGUCCUCCCAGCCCAGCCUCGCGCCCAGCACCGGGGAAGAGGCCAGCCCGGAUCCCCGCUAUGUGCGCAGCGAGUCAGACUUUCCCCCCGUCUUCCACAUCAAGCUGAAGGACCAGGUGUUACUGGAGGGGGAGGCCGUGACCCUGCUCUGCUUGCCUGCGGCCUGUCCUGCCCCCCAAAUCUGCUGGAUGAAAGAUAAGCGGUCCCUGCAGUCGGAUCCGGGGGUGACCACGGUCUCUUGCAAGGACGGCCGGCAGCUCCUGACGGUGCCACGCGUGGGCAAGCGCCACGCGGGCCUGUACGAAUGCUCCGCCACCAACCCCCUGGGCAGCGCCGUCAGCUCCUGCACCUUGGCCGUGGCGCGCACCCCGGCCAAGCCUGCGCCCCCUGAGGUGCCACAGAAGUACCAGGACACCGCCCUGGUCCUCUGGAAGCCCGGGGAUGGGCAGGCGCCCUGCAGCUACACCCUGGAGCGAAGGGUGGAUGGGGAGUCGGAGUGGCUGUGCGUGAGCAGGGGAAUCAGCGACUGCUACUACAACGUGAGCCAGCUGCCCCUCGGGGUGGCCGUCCGCUUCAGGGUGGCCUGCGUGAACCGGGCUGGACAAGGCCCCUUCAGCAACGCCUCUGAGAGGGUCCUCGUGGGGGCCACAGCAGGUUCCCCGUCUGUACCUCCUUCCGUCCCGCAGCCCACCCUGGCGACCUCCAGGCCGGACCGCCGGCCCACCCUCACCCCGGCGCCGGUUUCCCCUUCGUCCCCAGCUGCCCCCUCUGCCCCGGGUUCUCCCCCCUGCCCCUCGCCGGCCUCCACCCCGGCCUCCCCCUCGGCCUCUGCUUUGACCUCUGCCCUUUCACCGGCCUCCACCCAGGCCUCCCCCUCGGCCUCUGCUUUGACCUCUGCCCUUUCACCGGCCUCCACCCCGGCCUCUCCUUCGGCCUCUGCCUUGACCUCUGCCCUUUCACCGGCCUCCACCCCGGCCUCCCCUUCGGCCUCUGCCUUGACCUCUGCCCUUUCACCGGCCUCCACCCCGGCCUCCCCUUCGGCCUCUGCCACGACCUCUGCCCUUUCACCGGCCUCCACCUUCACACCUACCCCCGCUCCGGCCUCCGCCCCGCUCCCGUCAGCAGCCUCGACCUCCUCCUCCCCGCCCGGCCUCCCCCAGCCUCCUGUCCGGGUUGGGGGUCCCCCUCCGCCCACUCCUCCGAGGAAGCGGCGUAGCCUCCCGGCCGGAGGCCCCCCACCUGGGACAACCGCUCCCGAGCCCCCGGCCCCCUUGUUCAUGGUGACCUCCUUCGUGUCCGCGGCCCCAGCUCCGACGCGAGGGACCGGCGUCGGGGGGAGCGACGAGGCGGGCGGCGCUCCCGCCAUCGCACCCGGCCCCGUGGGCACCGCGCUGCGCCAGGGACCCCCCCAGAAGCCCUACACCUUCCUGGAGGAGAGAGCCAGGGGCCGGUUCGGGGUGAUCCGGGAAUGCCGGGAGAACGCGACGGGACGCCACUUCGUGGCCAAGAUCGUGCCCUACGAGGCGGAGGGGCGACGGCGGGCGCUGCAGGAGUACGAGGUACUGUGUGGCCUCCACCACGAGCGGGUCAUGGAGCUGCACGAGGCCUACGUCACACCCCGCUACCUCGUCCUCAUCGCCGAGAGCUGCGGGCCCCGCGAGCUGCUCUGCGGCCUCAGCGACAGGUUCCGGUAUUCGGAGGAGGACGUGGUGACCUACGUGGUCCAGCUGCUUCAAGGCCUGGACUACCUUCACGGCCGCCACGUCCUCCACCUGGACAUCAAGCCCGACAACUUGCUGCUCACGCCGUCCAACACGCUGAAGAUCGUGGACUUCGGCAGCGCUCAGCCCUACAGCCCCCACGCCCUGCGACCCCUGGGCUACCGCACGGGCACCUUGGAGUUCAUGGCUCCGGAGAUGGUGAAAGGGGACCCCAUCGGCUCGGCCGCGGACAUCUGGGGGGCCGGCGUGCUGGCCUACAUCAUGCUGAGCGGGCGAUCCCCCUUCUAUGACCCGGACCCCCAAGAGACGGAGCACCGCAUCGUGGGGGGCCGCUUUGAUGCCUUCCAGCUGUACCCCAACACUUCCCAGAGCGCCGCCCUCUUCCUCCGCAAGGUCCUCGCCGUCCACCCCUGGAGCCGGCCUUCGCUGCAGGACUGCCUGGCCCACCCGUGGCUGCAGGACGCCUACCUGAUGAAGCUGCGGCGGCAGACGCUGACUUUCACCACCAACCGGCUCAAGGAGUUCCUGGGCGAGCAGGCCCGCCGCCGGGCCGAGGCCGCCACGCGACACAAGGUCCUGCUUCGCCCCUACCCCGGUGGCCCCUGACCCCCCAGCUCGGACCCCCCCGCCAUCCCCCCCCGGGACGUUCUGGGGGCCGGCCGGCGGACCCUCCGGCCGGGGGAGGCCGACGGGGCGAGAUGGGGCCUACUCCGCACUGCCAACCAGAAGCCGGACCGGGCGAUAUACCUCAAGAACCCACCCGGGCGGGGACGGGGGGCACGACGACGAUGACGUCCCCCCCAAACCCUGCCUGGGCCCCGGAGGAGAGGGGCUACGGGGUGGCGAUGGAGGAGGGGGGACGGCGGCGGAGGACGAGGAAGCGGAGCGAGGGACGGGAGAAGUCAUGCGGAA